Molecule: messenger RNA, 1884 nt
Organism: Hibiscus syriacus
Lineage: Eukaryota; Viridiplantae; Streptophyta; Magnoliopsida; Malvales; Malvaceae
Product: B3 domain-containing protein Os07g0563300-like
Exons: 9
Coding region: 101-1138 (345 amino acids)
Molecular function (GO): DNA binding
Source: RefSeq, a predicted model, not a curated record
CAUUUCACUCUUUUGACUGUCAUCAUCAUUUUGAAAGAGAAGAAAAAACAGCAAUUCAAAGCUCUCCUCUGUGUUUUCUCAUUCACUGUUUAUUGAAGAAAUGGCUUCUUCUUCCUCAAUGAGCAUGAGAUGUUUUCACUGCAAAGCUUCAUCUGCUACGUUCAUCCCCGGUUGGCGACUUCGUAAUGGCGGUUUUGCUCUGCUCUGCCAGCGCUGUGGUUACGCUUUUAAUGAAGGAACAUUGUGUGAAACUUUUCAUCCUGAAGAGUCUGGCUGGAGAGAGUGCGCUUCUUGUAAGAAGAAAAUUCAUUGUGGAUGUAUUAUGGCAGCCCAUACAUAUACAAUAUUGGACUCUACCGGUGUGCAAUGUAUGGAGUGUGCCAUAAACGAAGCUAUGGCACCGCACCGAUGCUCUCUAGACUUUGGACUCCCUGAGGCUUUGCUGCAAGCAACGGACUCUCCUCAAAUACCAUCUGCUGACCCAGAGAAAAUGAUAACUGGGGUUGAUCCAAUUUCACCACCUGAUUGUGUUAUACGCAACGCCUCACCUAAUAAGGUAGCCACUCCAACUACUCCUGGACAUCAAGCCCAAUCUCCUCCAGCAGAAACUGAAGAAGAAGACUCUGUGAAUUCACCUGAUGAAACCAAAAACUCUCGUCGGAAGAAUGGUGGCAAGCGUCGUAAAGAUGGCAAUAAACAGACUCAAAUACAAUAUAGGUACUCACCCAAGAUAAGCUCAGAGGAGCUAAGGGAAAUAUGCAGACAGUCAAAAUCAAGCCUUGUUCCUUUGUUUGAGAAAGAAUUGACUUUUAGCGAUGCUGAAUUCAGGAAUGGGCGCUUACUGUUACCAAAGAGAUGCGCAGAAGCUUAUUUCCCAAAGACUUCGGGGCAACAAGGAAUCUUCCUCACGGUGCAAGACACAAAUGGAAAUGCCUGGGAACUUCACUUCCAUUACUGGACAAAUAGUUGUGGGAAGAUGUAUGUUCUUGAAGGGCUUAGAGAUUACAAGAUCCAGAUGCAAUGGGAAGCGGGUGAUACAAUUACAUUUUAUAAAAGAGAAGCGGAUGGACAAUUGGUCAUGGGAUUCAAAAAGAAUAAGGCUCCCGUUGUUGUUGUGAAGAGCUCAACUGAUGCUUGAAAACGAGUUUAGCGUUCAGAGACCAGUGUGAACAUUUUGCUUCUCAUCGAAGGUGUUGGAUGUUCCUUUUAUACUUGCUGUUAUCUGUCAGCAAACUUCAAAGAAGUUUGUUCUUUUGUGGAUGGAAAACUUCUAAUCAUCUUUUUUAUGUUGUCGGUUAAACCCUCACACCGACUGUUGUGAUAAACUUGCUAUGCUACUUUGCAGUACCCUAGGACUGCCGUUUACAAACAAUUUUUCUAUAAGUUAGAAAAUCAAACCAUACUAAUUAUGUUAAUCUGUCCCUAAAUCAUAAUAAUCUGUCAUGAACUUGAAAUGCAUGCGACUAAACCCUAUUAAGUAUUAACAGGUGCAAUGGUCGAUGCUCUUAAUUUUAUUGUGAAAUUGCUCUUUGAAAGUUUUUUGUGCAUUGUAGUUCUUUUAUAUUGGAAAGACGAAUUUGGUGUUUAAACCUUAGGAGUAAUUAACAAAUAAAGGAGCAAUUUGCUGAUAGGUAAAUAUUACUGAUAGCACUAUGAAGAAUAUUUCUUCUUGUUUUAUGAUGUUCAUGGGGAAAACGGAGUAGAUCCUUCAUUUCUUAGUCUUGAGAACUUUUAGAAAAAAAAGAAAAAAAAUCAGUACCGAGUCCUACGGUAUAUGUAUUCGAACAACAUGCUCUUGAAGUGAGAUGAUUGCUGUUUGGGAAUGAAAUGAAAGCUGAUGCUUAAUCUUGGUCUAGCACAAAAUCUAAAAUCUUUAGCACCAUC